This is a messenger RNA of Quercus robur (English oak), 1371 nucleotides long. RefSeq names its product ADP,ATP carrier protein 3, mitochondrial-like. The record is from RefSeq and is a predicted model, not a curated record. Gene Ontology annotation, biological process: mitochondrial ADP transmembrane transport; mitochondrial ATP transmembrane transport. Bases 741 to 1133 code for a protein of 130 amino acids. Lineage: Eukaryota; Viridiplantae; Streptophyta; Magnoliopsida; Fagales; Fagaceae. The transcript is spliced from 2 exons. Gene Ontology annotation, cellular component: mitochondrial inner membrane. Gene Ontology annotation, molecular function: ATP:ADP antiporter activity.
ACCAAAUUGAGUUGCAAAAAUGGCAGAUGGGCCACAACUUCCAUCUGUAAUCCAGAAGAUAAGAGUGCAACCUUACCUCUCCAUCACGCACUUUCCUAACCAUCAAGCCUGGACUUCAAGCUUGCAAAACAUUCCCAGUGCUGGUGGAUAUGCGAUCGUCAGAUUGCACAAAACAUUGCUCACAGCAAAUGCUGGCUCUGCCUCCUAUCUUGCUUCACCUCUGCUUCCAGUAUUUGUAAGAGCUCCGCUGGAAAAGCAGAAGUCUGACUCUCGAACUGGGUUAAACUUGAUUUUGACCAUUAGAAAUUUGUAGAUGUUUUUGUUGUUUAUUUCUUCUUUGUCUCAUCUAAUCUUGUUUAUUAAAUCCACAAUAUUUAUAUGUACAACAGGUAAUAAGCUUUGGCUUUAACAACUAUUUUCUGACUUUAACCAAUUUCAAGAAAGACAAAGAUGGCUACUGGAAAUGGUUACUCGGAGGCUUGGGAGGAGGAAUUUUUGCUAAUUUAGCAACUCAUUUUGUUGUUUAUCCCCUAGAUUAUGCCCAGACUCGCCUAGCCAAUGAUAUCAAGACAAACAAUAAGAUUGAAGAAAGGCAAUUCAAAGGUUUGAUUGAUGUCUACAAAAAAACUAUAAGAUCAGAUGGCAUUGCUGGACUGUACCGUGGAUUUGCUAUCUCAUGUUGUAAAAGCUUAUUAAGUACUGGGCUCUACUUUGGCAUACAUGUUAUCUUCGGGCCGUUUAUGUUACACUGGGUCCGGUCACAGGAUGACUUCUUGGCUGCACCAGUAAUGGCAGUGGGAGUUGCAGUUUGUCAAAAGAUGGCAACUUACCCAUUGGACACUGUAAAUAGGAGGAUGAUGAUGACCUCUGGAGAAGUUGUUAAGUAUCAGAGUUCAAUGCAUGCAUUUGCAGAGAUUAUCAGGAAUGAGGGUGUUAAGUCCCUUUAUAAGGGUGGAGGUGCAUGCAUCCUCGAAAAAAUAACUUUAUCCGUUAUUUUGACUGUUUUUGUCACAAGAUUGCACGAUUAUUUGUCCACAAAGAAGUCUAAUUCUGCAAAGAGGAAUGGGCCGGCUGGUGGUGGUCAAUCUGCAUCAACUCUCGCCAUUAAAUGGACAUAUGGUAAGAAGGACUAGGGGCAACGGUGGUGGAGGCCCACGCAGAAAUUUCUCUUCUGAGGGGAACAAUGAUUUAGAUUUUCUUUACAAUUAGAGUUCAGUUGACAGUCUGAGAAAGUUCUUCUGUAAUAUAAUAUUAUAGGGAGUAAAACAAUAGUACUUAGGUUUAUGAGUCUGGGCUUAACCUCUUCCCCGUAGUAAACAAAUGAGUUUGUAUUGUGCUGACUUCUAAAAAUUGGAUACUCAAAUUACCACC